AUUAAUCAUUCCUGCUAAGAGAGGUAAUCACAUAAUUAUUUAACAUUAUUAUCAAUUAAAUAAGUUUUAGAUCAUAUAAUUAAAAGUUGAUAUCAUGAUAUCAGGAGCAUUGAUACUAGAAAUAUUAGUAUUAUCCAUUCUGAUGGGGGUAAUUACUUUUAUAGGGGGUAUAUUACCUGUAAGAUUAUCUAUUUCAAGUAAUAGGAUAAGAGAAUUUUCUCAAUUAAGUACAGGGAUUUUAGUUGGUACAUUACUUGUAUUGGUAAUACCUGAAGGUGUUCAAACAUUAAUUAGUGAAGAAGGUAUAUCUCCAAUAAAUAUAAACUAUAUCGGAUUUUCACUUUUGCUUGGCUAUGUUACAAUGUAUUUAAUAGAUAAUUAUGCAAUUUUAACAGCCGAUAUAAAGCUUCCAUUUAAGAUAAAAUCACAACCAUUUUCAGGACGAUCCAAUGAAAGAAUUGAAUCAGUAUUUCAUUCCACCGUAACUUUAGGAUUAAUUAUUCAUUCAGUAGUUGAUGGAAUUGCUCUUGGAACAUCAUAUUUAAAGGAAGAUUUACUAUUGGAAUUUGUUUUCUAUUUAGUAAUUGUUCUUCAUAAGCUUCCUACAGCUUUUAGUUUAACUUCAAUAUUAAUUAAAGAAGGUUAUAAUAAGAAGGAUAUUCAAUUCCAUCUAUUAUUAUUUUCAUUAUCUACCCCAGUAUCAUCUAUAUUAAUGUACCUUUUCUCGAUAUUAACUGGAUUAAAUAAUCAAUUCAUGCUUGGGGUAUUCUUCUUAUAUUCAGCAGGAACAUUUUUAUAUGUUGUUAAUCAUGUUAUGCUGGAAUUACAUAAUUUUCAUCAUGGACCAGAAUUAGUAUCAAUUCCUCCAUUAUCUGCUGAUACAAGUGAAUCUACUUAUCUGGACAAUUUAGUAAAGAGAGAUAUACUUAUAUAUUUCUUAGGAUUAUCUUUACCAACGAUUUUAGCAUUACUAGGUAUUGACUAAGGAUCU
Messenger RNA from Scheffersomyces amazonensis, 991 nucleotides. RefSeq names its product Mn(2+) transporter. The record is from RefSeq and is a predicted model, not a curated record. The coding region runs from base 95 to 985 and encodes 296 amino acids. Lineage: Eukaryota; Fungi; Ascomycota; Pichiomycetes; Serinales; Debaryomycetaceae. Gene Ontology annotation, biological process: zinc ion transport; transmembrane transport. Gene Ontology annotation, molecular function: metal ion transmembrane transporter activity. The transcript has a single exon. Gene Ontology annotation, cellular component: membrane.